UAAAACAAAAAUAAAAGGUUUUAACUUAACAAAUAAACCUACUAUGUAUUGAUUAAUUGACCUACUAGUAUGCUAACACUUGUGUAGUUAAGUAAGUUACUGCCAAAGUAAGUAUAUUCUCCUAUAUCGCUUACUUAUGAGGUUACAUUUAAGGUAGGAUCACAUGCUUUCUUAUAAGUGAACUGCCCAAGUAAGCACUUUAAAUCAAGACAGCUCGCUAGGCUACAGAACAGCCCUUAAUAUACAAUGUGGCGCAGUUUAGCCUGCUAAUGCAAACAAUGUUGGUUUUUACCAGAGAAAGUGGCCUAGACUAGAUUAUGUGUGGCUCUAAAGCUGUACUAUAACAUGUACUUUGGAUAAAAUGUUAAGCCAAACAUGACAUAAUAACGUUAAAACAGAUAAUGCUCCAAACUCCUUCCUUGUUUUCUACAAAAAAAAUUGAUACGUUAAAUAAAGAUGUAAUUAAAACGUUUUUGUUGUUAAACCAUGGUAACCAUAAAUUUACCAUAGUUCAUGUACAUAUCAUUUGUUUAAAAAAAAUUGGCUAAAUAAAUACAGAUGUUAUCCGCCAAAAUACUACGCAAACGUCACUUAAACAAAAUAGUUAGUGGCGGCCAUUUUGUAAAUCAUAAACAUGACAUCGUUUGAUAAGGGGUAUUGCAUUUCUUACCGUAUUUAUUUAAUAUCAGAUCCGUAAACACACAAGUUUUCAGCUAAAAAAGUGUAACUUUUAGGUUACUGCAUGUUAUUAGUUACCCUGCUAAUGAAUCAAGUCUCGCACGUUCACAGAAAAUAGCUUGGGUUGCAUUAAGUGUCUGUCAAAUUAAAGUGAAGCGAAUAAAAUAACACUAGUUGAAUAGCUCUGAUCAUACAUGAGGCUCUGACAGAAAACUAACGUACUUGCUUACCAGUUUGGCGUAUUGGCUCCCUCUAGCGUUGAAGCAUUAUAAGCAUUAUUCAAGGUCAUCUAUUCAUCUCAGUGUUUAUGUGUGAGAGUAACCCUGUUAAAAUUGCUAGACAGUAAACACACCAUCAGCAUCUUCAUGUACCCUCAUCACCCUGGACCAAUCAGAAGGCAGUAUUACUUUCCCAAAACACAGAUCUCUGAGACCUCAGGAUUUGGACGUUAAAUCGUUGAUCGACAGGAUUAUCUUUGUUCAGAUCAGGGAUCGCGGAUGAGAUAAUAAAAAUGGUUCAGGGUCCGUGUGAUGUCAUCGCCCUCUGUCUGGGCCUCAUCGGCCUGAUUGGCGUAGCCACAGUUACAGCGCUCCCGAUGUGGAGAGUGACUGCAUUCAUCGGAGAAAACAUCAUCGUGAUGGAGACCCGCUGGGAGGGUUUGUGGAUGAACUGCUACAGGCAAGCCAACAUCCGAAUGCAGUGUAAAGUGUACGAUUCUCUGCUGUAUCUUCCUCCGGAUCUGCAGGCGGCCCGCGGAUUGACCUGUUGCUCUCUGGCGCUGUGUGGAUUCGGGAUAAUAGUGUCCCUCUUCGGCCUUCGUUGCAUGUCUUGUCUGAGCGAUCAACCACGCAACAAAAGCAUCAUUUUAAUGAUCACUGGCAUAAUUGAAAUCUUAGCAAGUUUUUGCAUCAUCAUCCCCGUCUCCUGGACGGCCCAUACGAUUAUCAGAGACUUUUACAAUCCAUUACUAUUGGAUGCCCAGCGGAGAGAACUAGGAGAGGCUCUGUAUAUCGGUUGGGUAACUAGCGCGCUUCUUUUGGCAUCUGGAGUCAUCUUUCUCUGUCGUCGUGUUGAUUCGAACGAGCAGGCAUUUUAUGCUCGUCCACCAUGUAACAAGCAAGUUCUGAAUCAUUUCCAGGCCUUUAACUCUAUCCGUCGUCAGCCAUUGCUCCAGAAUAAUAGUUUUUCCACUCCUCAGCAUUCACCGUCUGCAUUCAGCUUUGCUGUGACGCCCUCUAGUGGUCAAUAUUCACUACACAACAUGCAGCCGGUGAUCAAUGGGUCUUUAGUAAACAGUCCAAACAUGAUUCCACCUCAGAGAGUGAAUUAUCAUGGGCAGAAUGUAAUGCAAAGUCAGAUUUUAUCCAGACAUGCUAAGUACCCUGUCAGUGAUCCCCGUGAUUCCUUUAACACAGAGUCUGCGUUUCAUCCUGUACAACAGAACCCGCUGUAUGUGGGGUAUAAUUACUCCCGGGUACAGUCUGGUAGCUCAAACAGUAGCACAGGACUGCGUAUAUAAGAGUUUGUCUGUGUUCUAACCUUUAUUUAAAAAUAAAAAGUGCUGAAAAUUCCA
Messenger RNA from Danio aesculapii, 2251 nucleotides. Its product is annotated as claudin-8-like. The record is from RefSeq and is a predicted model, not a curated record. Gene Ontology annotation, biological process: cell adhesion; bicellular tight junction assembly. The transcript has 3 exons. Gene Ontology annotation, cellular component: bicellular tight junction; plasma membrane. Lineage: Eukaryota; Metazoa; Chordata; Actinopteri; Cypriniformes; Danionidae. Gene Ontology annotation, molecular function: structural molecule activity. The coding region runs from base 1190 to 2197 and encodes 335 amino acids.